AUGGCAGAGUCGCCUAAGGGCUAUCCAGAGCGACCUCCUCUCAUUGGCCCUGGCACUGGUGCAGCGUUGCCCGAACGACUGGUAUCCAAUGCAAUGUACACGUUGCUGCAUGCACAGAUGGUGGUAUCCCUGCGAGACACUUUCGGCCCUGAUGGGGCAGAAGACAAGUUGAGAAGACUCGGAUUUACGACUGGUGUCCGGCUCAUAACCCGCCUGGCAGGGUCACGCUUUCCGAUGACCAACGAGCGCAUGAUCAUGAAGUACGUUUGCAAGGAGCUUUGGACAUACCUGUUCCAUCAGCCUGCUAGCAGACUGCAGGCAGACAAGCAUGGUGGCUACAUCAUUAUCGAUCAUUCCUUUCGUUGGCUGGAGGGCUUUGCGGGCAGCAGUUCGGAGGUCUCCGAGACACAGCAGCUGGCUUUGCUCCACUUGGCGCUUCCUUGUGGGCUGCUUCAAGGUGUGCCAUUUGCUGAGCUGGUGACUCCUCUAUGGAGAAAUAUUGCGAAAAUGCUGCAAAUUAAUUGA
This is a messenger RNA of Cladocopium goreaui, 525 nucleotides long. Lineage: Eukaryota; Dinophyceae; Suessiales; Symbiodiniaceae. The record is from the annotation of a GenBank genome assembly.